This is a messenger RNA of Encephalitozoon cuniculi GB-M1, 1011 nucleotides long. RefSeq lists its product as uncharacterized. Lineage: Eukaryota; Fungi; Microsporidia; Unikaryonidae. The coding region runs from base 1 to 1011 and encodes 336 amino acids. The record is from RefSeq and is marked provisional. The transcript has a single exon.
AUGAGGAAAGACAGAGUUAUAGCUUUUAUGCUUACCUUUGUCGUACUUCUCAUAUUAUGCACAGGGGCCAUAGUCAUGCAGAGACGUUCGAGGGGUUCUCAGAGUUACCGUACCCCAUAUAAGUCAGGCUGCUGCACUAGUGAAGUUGGCGAUAAAAAUCCUUCUCGGGGCGUUGCUGCCAAAGAUAGGACUCUUCGUUUCCGUUCUCUAACUGGGACAGUGGAAGAAAAUGAGGAUGUAAAAAGCAACAGCUUUGUGUUGGCUCCCGGAGAAAAUCAUGGUCUAACAGGAAAAGAAGAUUUUUCUCAUGCUUCCAACAGAGAACCUAUUGAAGAUAAGCUAUUUAGGCGCAGUCCAAGAUUAAUUUCAUUCGAUGUCAAAAAAGGGGAUUACAUUGGAAGCUGUCUAUUCGAACUGUUAAGAAAAACUAUUGAUAACAUCUGUGAUAGCACCCCUGCGGGCCAAAAGAUACACAAGACAUUUGAGGUUAAUUCAGAGCACACCGGACUUAUUAGUCAUUACAUGAAGUAUCUUAGAGUGUUUUCGCGUAGACUUGAGGUGCUGUAUUACGACAAUCUUGAGGUGGAAGACAUCUACACGCCAUAUUCCGACUCAAUUGACUGCUUUACAGGAAUCAAACUAACAAAAUACCACACUUCAACUAACUUUACUGAAGAGGAACAAAAAUACAUAUCGUACAUAAGGCAGUUUGUGGACCCAGAGGCGGAAAAGAUUCCUAUAAAAAUAGAGUCAGAGGCUCAAUCCCGCUUGAAUGCUAUGGAUCACAUAGUAUAUACGUUACUUCACUAUAUCUCCCUCUUCUACUCAAAAUCACAGAACACUAUGGAUAUGCUUUACGCAAAAGUAAGAGCCGAGAGAACAGGCACAUCUACUACUGAUCCGUCAAGAGUCAUCAAUGGGUACAAAUAUAGCGAUAUAGUGGAGAGUGUGAGACCAAUUCACUUUGUAAAUACCAAUGCCUGCAUAGUAAAGCCAUUGAUAGUGAAAUAA